AUGGAAGCAAAACCGUCACGGGCAGACGCGCCGCGCUCCUCUCUUGAGCCGGUGCCGGCGUCGGUGCUGGCGGCGAGGGAGGCUGCGCGCCGGAACGGCCUGAGGGCUCGGGGGCCCUGCCGCAGCGGGUGCCGCGAGCUGGACGAGUACGUGCUCAUGGACGGAGGGUUCGAGAGGGGGAGCGUGGUCGGGGUGAGUGCCGAGGAGGAGGAGGGGUUUGGACUUGUGCUGGGGCUGCAGGUGGUGACCCGAUGGCUCUGCCACGACGACGACGUCGACGGAAGGGUGCUCAUGGUGACGCCCAGGCCGGCGGGCCCGCUGCUCGGGGCGCUGCGCGAGGGCAUCGAGGCCGAGGUGGCGGCGGCCGGCGGCGACGGCGCCCGGGCGCGGGCGUGCCUGGACCGCGUGAUGCUGUCGUGCGUCUUUGACAUUGCCGGGCUGGGCGAGGUGCUGGCUGAGCUGGACGCGGCGGGGGGGCAGCUGGGGCCGGCGGCUGGGGGGGGGGAGGGGACGGCGAGGACGGCGCGCUCGGAGAUUGCGGACAGCCAGGACGACGACGACGACGACGACGACGACGACGACGACGCGGCCUCGUCGCUGCCGCCUGCCGCCGCCGCGUCGUCGCCCGGCGUCAUCCUCGUCACGCACUUCUCCUCGCUGCUGACCGGCCUCUUCGCCCGUCGCGAAAAGUCGGCUGCCCACGCCGCGCUCGCGCAGCUGGCCACGCGCCUGCGCCGCCUCGCGCGCGACCUGCCGUCGAGCCCCCUCAUCCUACUCCUAAACUCAACCACCACCACCACCACCACCACCGCCUCCUCCUCCACAGCCCAAGAUGCAAACCACCACCACCACCACAACCACCACCACACGCCCCCCUCGAAGCCCCUCGACGCUACCCUCCGCUCCGUCUUCCCCCCGCCGCCGCCCACCCACCACCACCAGCCAGCGCCGGGCCGGGCCAGGCCCUCGUUCGGGCUCGUCUUUGCACAGCUGCUCGACCUGCACCUGCUCUGCACGCGCCUGCCGCGCACGUCCGUCGCGGCCUCUCCCGGGGCCCGCCUCGUCACCGUCGUCGAGGUCCUGCUCGACCACUUGGGCCUGUGGCGGGGCCGCCGCGGGCCGAGGCCGGGCAGGGAGCAGCGCUGGGGCCCCGUCGACGUCGUCGGCGGCCGCGUCGUUGAUGCUUUGGCGAGGCCGCCCUGA
Molecule: messenger RNA, 1203 nt
Organism: Hirsutella rhossiliensis
Lineage: Eukaryota; Fungi; Ascomycota; Sordariomycetes; Hypocreales; Ophiocordycipitaceae
Exons: 2
Coding region: 1-1203 (400 amino acids)
Source: RefSeq, a predicted model, not a curated record